Fusarium venenatum is the source of this 894-nucleotide messenger RNA. RefSeq lists its product as uncharacterized. The record is from RefSeq and is a predicted model, not a curated record. NCBI's taxonomy places the organism in Eukaryota, Fungi, Ascomycota, Sordariomycetes, Hypocreales, Nectriaceae.
AUGUCCAUGUCCAUCACAUCAAAUCAAGUGCUUGCAGCCGCCGCCCUAGAACCCGGCCAUGGAAAAAAUGGCCACUCGGCUGAGCCUUAUCACUUGGACGCGAAACAUAGCGACAUCUGUUUGCUUGCUACAGCACAGCCCAAAGAGUACCAACUCAACUCUUACCGAUAUACCGAUAACCCUUACACAAUCGCAAACAUGCGGACGUCAGCACUUCUCACCAUCGUCCUUGCGACAAUCGUAUCCGCCCACAGUGUAAUCACCUAUCCAGGCUGGCGCGGCAACAACCUCAUCACCAACGAGACCUUUCCCUAUGGCAUGCAAUGGAUAUAUCCAUGUGGUGGUCACAAUGUUACGACAAACCGCACAUACUGGCCCACGACAGGCGGUGCCAUUGCUUUCCAGCCCGGCUGGUUCCGUGGUCACGAGACAGCAUUUGCCUACAUCAACAUGGGUUUCGGCGACGACGGUCCAGACGGUGGCCCUGCAAACAUGACUCUCCCCAUGGUCCCCAUGUUCCAGAUCCUCGGUCCCACCAACAAUCCAUUCCCUGGAACCAUCUGCCUUCCUCAGGUGCCUCUGCCAAAAAACACAACAGUAAAGGCCGGAGACAAGGCGACAAUUCAAGUCGUUGAACUCGCCGUGCACGGCGCAGCUCUCUACUCUUGCGUCGAUAUCAUCUUCGCAGAACCUGGCGACAAGAACCUCAAAGAGGUGAAUGAGACUAACUGCUUCAACUCGACCGAUAUCGGCUUCGCAGAGAUAUACACCAUCACGACCAAGGAAUCCGGCUCAGAUGAAUACGUGAGCGAGUCCGGCGCCACCCUUGCCUUCCGCCAACUGGGCUGGAUACCCUUGGUGGCAGCUGGUUUCUGGGCUUUUCUGCUAGCGUGA